AUGGUCACGAAGCAUCGGGAAGUGCUUGAAUCGGCUAAGGCAAAGUUCGAGGAGAAGAGGGUGGAAGGUGAUCAGAUCGAACUCCAAUCCAACAUCGAUCUCCUUAUGUCGUUGAUCUCCGGUGCGACCAACCAGGAGGAAGAGCUCGCCAGGUUGAGGGGGCUCGAGGAUGAGGUGGCCGAAGCAGCCAAGGUGGCCCAAGUCUCCGAUUUCUCGAUCGGGAAGUUCAACCUUCCCGUGGUUUCGGAGGACUCGGUCGCGCGCAUGGAGAUCGACCCAUCAACGAACAUUCCGGUUGGCUUGAACCCGUUCGGGACGAACGCCGAAGAGAAGGGAAGCAACGAAGAGGGAGAGAAGGAAGUUGAAGAGAUGACCGUCGAGGACUGA
Messenger RNA from Microthlaspi erraticum, 387 nucleotides. The record is from the annotation of a GenBank genome assembly. Lineage: Eukaryota; Viridiplantae; Streptophyta; Magnoliopsida; Brassicales; Brassicaceae.